UUGUCGUUUUGAGUGCGGUGCACAGUUAUGCAAUAAUGACGAAGAAUUUGCACAUUUGAGCGCACCGGGGUGGUGGUGGAAAUGAACAUCCAUUUCAACAGUAGUAUCUUUGAAUCUGAAUUUGAACACCUGUAGGCGUAAUAUAUCUUGAUUUCAUUGAUUAACAGAAUAUCCUAUGGUUAAUUCACUGCCCGAAAUAAAUUACAAGUCCACCGAUACCAGGUUAAUGGAGUACUGCGAACGUUGUGCCUUCACCCGAAUCGCCUGCUGUUGUCGCCUCCGUGUGGUCAUUCGGGGAAUCGAUGGAAUUUAACAAGGCAAUGUUUUUCUCGCAGCAGAGACUGGAUAACACAGACUUGCUUCUUCAAGACGUGUCAACCGACGGUUAAUGCGGUGCAACCGAUUGCGAGAACUCGGCAGAAGAAUGCCGCUCAAUCUGGGAGGGGGAAAUGAGUUUUAACCUUCGGCGUCGCUUGUUUCUCUUCAUGGAAUCAUCGGGUCGGAGUUUGACGUCUCCACUGCUGCCCGUGGAUUAACGCAAGACUCGACUCCGCUGUGAUCUAUCACGUUAAAAGUGUGAAUUUGUGGAGUAUUGCCCCGCUUCGAGUGCGAAACGCUAGCGUGAGUGGAGGAGAUUUAUCUCCUUUGGUGGUCGGAGAAGCUCGACAUCGAGUGGGUCCGGAUAAGACCAGCGGACACUUGUUGAAAUCGAGUUUCGCGAGAAAAGCUUGGCUCCAUUGCUUGGGAACUGAGCUAACGCCGUUAGCAAGGCAUUUGCUAACGGGGCACUCUACUUUCUUUGUAACAUCUAAAUAUCCUGACGGUAACCUACACAGAUACGUGUCUACUCAUUACGGUUUGCUGAAAGUAUAGCAUGAAAAGUUGGCAAAGUGCGUCUGUGGAAAAUGUUCGAGGCGGAUUUGACAGCAAUUUCGCUAACCUAGCCCCAAGUGGCAUCGCUUCUUGUAUCCGUUCCCCUCCAUGAUGUUAGCUUUGACAGCUAAAGCUAUGUCAACGUCAAACUCGUACAAGUGGCUCAAUGGAGAUGUCAAUAUGAAGUUCUGUUGUAUCAUUAACUUCGGUUGAUCGACAGACAGGCCACUGUCGUCCACAUUAACUUGCAGCCAUUUAAUAGUUGCAAAUACUCAAUAAAAAAAAAAAAAAAAAAAAAAGUUAUCCGUUUCGCCGUUAUACUCUGUUGUGACGCAAAUUCUAACGUUGAUCCACGAGGAAUGAGUGAUAUAAUUAUACUUUUUCAAUGGCGUACCUACUGAGAGAGCUUGAAAAAUAGAUUAAAAGCACCGCCCCAGACUCUUCGUUCCUUAAGUAGCUGAAGUUGUAGAACGAUGUCCGGCUCCCCGGGCACAGGGGGCUCAAACCCCAGAAAGUUCAGUGAAAAGAUUGCGCUGCAUAACCAGAAGCAAGCAGAGGAGACGCGGGCCUUCGAACAGCUGAUGACGGACCUCACUGUCUCAAGGGUGCAGUUCCAGAAAAUCCAGCAGCUUCGUUUGUCUCAAUCACGACCACAGUACUAUGGCGGCUCUUUGCCCAAUGUCAAUCAGAUUGGCAACACAAGCACUGAAUUUCAGGGAGGCUUUCCAUCAGGGUUGGAUUCUGUAAGAGGUACUCGCCACCAUGGAUUGGUCGAGAGGGUCCACAGGGAACGUAACAGGAUUAACUCUCCCCAUCGCAGACCCAUUGACAAGCAUGGACGACAGAUAGAGAGUUCUCCAUAUGGAACCGUAUACCUGUCCCCACCUCCAGACAACAACUGGAGAAGGGAUCAGCCCCCGUGGAGUGAGGAAAAGCGGCCUGGGUUUAGAUUAAUAUCACAACUCAACAGAACCAACUCAGACUCUGCUCUUCAUACGAGUGCUAUGAACCCUCAGGACCCCUUCAGUGUGAUCCAGCAGAUGGGUCGAGGGCCCCCACACCACAAUGGCUGGCAUGCAGCUAGUGUAAAUGAGGCAGCGGUGGAUGGGUCUGGAGACGUCUUCUCUUUCCCUGCGCUACCUAAUGAGGAGGGUCUCAGAGGUGUCAGUAAACCCCUCCCCAAGCAGCUGUGGGAAGCCAAGAAGGUCCAGUCUCUCGCUUUGAGGCCUAAAUCAUGUGAAGUGCCUGGUAUCAAUAUUUUCCCAUCCCCGGAGCAAAACCCUGGCCUCUCCCACUAUCAGGGCUCAUUAAAUACUGGAGGCUCCUUACCUGAUCUCAGCAACCUGCACUUCCCAUCCCCACUCUCAACUCCAUUGGACCCUGAGGACAAUGGUGGAUACCCAAAUCUCAGCGGAGGUAGCAGCACAGGAAAUUUGCCAGCUGCCAUGAUGCACCUUGGUAUUAGCCAUUCACAAGGCCGCUCCUCUUCUCUGAGUAAUCCCACAAUUCAAGCUUCCCUCAACAACUGUCAGCUUCAGUCUUCUCUCAGCAAUCCGUCCAUAAAUUCUUCUCUGCGCCUUUCUGGUAACUCCCCUCGGCGAAGACCAGCACCCAUCAGCCCGCUCACCCUUUCUCCUGGCACUGAGCAGCGUCGGGGCGUGUCUAAGCAGUUGUCUCCCACAAUGUCUCCAUCAUUGUCCCCUAUCACACAGGGAAUUCCUUUAGAUACCAGCAACACGCCAAGGGAGCCACCCCCUCCUUAUCCACUCUACCAGCAAUCCCAGCAUGCAGUGGACCAGGCGCGUCACUGCCAGCAGCAGCACCAACAUCAACAUCAGCCUGUUCCCCCUCUGCAAAGCAUUGCACUGGACUUUAACCCAAGCCAACACAACAAUAUGGCAGCGCUCUUCAGUGACUCAUUCAUGGAGCAACAAUUCUCCAGUUGCCACAACAAAACCCUCCGGUACCAGUUGGACCAGUUCAGUCUGCUGGAAAAUGCGAUGAGCUCCACAGCGGGUGGAUCUUGCUUCGACCCUUCCUCAUCCUCUUUGUACGCCUCCCAGGCGGCCCUCACAGGGCUGAGGGGCAGCCAUGGCAACCUGCAUAACCCCAUGCAAAUGGCUUCAAACAUGCUGUACUCCAACUGCACUGGAGGGUUGCCCAACAUCAUACUCACUGAUGAGUCCAACCCCAGUCUGUCAAAGGACAUCAGCAGCGUGCUCUCGACGGUGCCGGAGUGUUUCGACUCGGAAGGAGGCUUCCCGCUGGAAGACGAGUUGCACAUUGAGCCCCUCAGCCUGGAUGGUCUGAGCAUGCUCAGUGAUCCCGACAUGGUGCUGCCAGACCCAUCUGUGGAGGACACUUUCCGUAGUGACAGACUCUGAAGGGGACGUUUGAUCCCCCUUUUCCGGCAAACAUAAACACACACACUCACAUUUGCAGGAUAAAGAGCGCGAAGUGCAUGAAUCUGAAUAUGCAUGCAUUCGGUAGGUCGACUGCGCAUGCAUUGACUGCCACUCAAAAUCAUCAAAUGUGAACAAUCUGGAUACAUUGCAUGCAGUUAUACACAAACAUGCACACUUUUGGAGAAGUUGCAUGUUAAAGAAACCCGGUUUACACCUGCUCCAUGCAAAGGUACCUUCACACUUGUUUAAGCUCAUAUUUCAUCAUUAGACAUUGAUGGUGGUAUAAAACCAGUCACGGGAGUCACAAAAUCAGCUAAAUGUGUUGAUCCAUUGAGGAGUCUGGGCCAUUCUGCGUUUUUCCCUCCCCUUUCACAGCCAACCUUCAUAGCCAUGGCAGCAUUGCCGCCAAGGUUACAUUACUGUGCUGAAGAGCAGCAGAGAUGCCAACGCACAAUUGACUUUCCUCUCAGCUCCUGUAAAUGAGUGAAAGUCAAAUGAGAGGUGCCCUGCUGGAGCAGUUGCGUGUGGCCGAGGUAAACAUCCGAUUCCUUCCAGCUGACAUAUCAAACAAUUUCAUGCUCUUGAAUAUAUGGAGAAGGGAAAAGAUGAGGAGCAUCAGAGAUGUUGUUUGGAAUCUAUAUACUAAUAUACAAGUUGUAAUUUUAGUAUGAUUAGAAUGUACUACAAAACAAAAAAGGGCAAAAUGUUUACAAAGAUAUAUUAUUUUCAGUACGUUACUAAAGAAUAUAGACGUUUGGAUUUAUAACUAAGAGCUAAAAUUCUCAUGUGCCGCAUAAAGGCUAUAUUCCCUCAGCGGGGAGACAUUGUAUGCAUACAUUUUUAAAGAUGAAAUUUUAACAAUUUCUUUUUUUUUUUAGUUACAUCCAUGUAUGUUUAUUUUGAGUUUUGUACCAACUUGUACUGGCGCUUGCACUGUGCUUGAAUGUUGUAAGAAAGCAAGAGAUUAUCUGGAUCACUUGUGUUUGCAGUACAGUAAACCCCCUUGUGUGGCUGAAAAGACAAA
Messenger RNA from Phyllopteryx taeniolatus (common seadragon), 4302 nucleotides. RefSeq names its product CREB regulated transcription coactivator 3 (gene crtc3). Gene Ontology annotation, biological process: positive regulation of transcription by RNA polymerase II; protein homotetramerization. Gene Ontology annotation, molecular function: cAMP response element binding protein binding. The coding region runs from base 1347 to 3257 and encodes 636 amino acids. Lineage: Eukaryota; Metazoa; Chordata; Actinopteri; Syngnathiformes; Syngnathidae. The transcript has 15 exons. Gene Ontology annotation, cellular component: nucleus; cytoplasm. The record is from RefSeq and is a predicted model, not a curated record.